GUUGCCAAUGUUGUGUGAGCUGCAGUGGCACAAGGCUAAGAUCUGCAGUCCGAUGCAGUCGCUCACUGAGGACGGGGUUCACAUCUCGGUCCUGCCAAAGCCGAGCAGCAGCAUAAUUGGCCUGCCGCUCCGAGGGUGGGGGGAGGGACUCGGCAGGGAGGAUCACUGCAUACAACAGUGCCCCAAUCGCCUCGGAAUCAUGGUCACGGGAUGAGGCGAUGCAGCUUGGAGAAGACGUGUCGUUCUCCGGAUCAUUAGAUCUCCCCAGCCCACCUACGAGGUUAUAGGCAAUUAACAUGGGACCUGAGCCCUCUGAGGAUUUAGGGACGAAGUCUGUGUUUCGUGUCGCCAAGAAAUGUCUGUCAAAGAAGCCCUGGCUUGCUAAGGUCGAAGAGACUCCCCCUACAUCAGUUACCCUGACCAUCAUUAGCCAUGACUUUGCCAGCAUUGGGAAGUACACCCUCUCUGUGAAGACACACCCUGAUAUGACCGAGGGAGUCAGCGCUGGGACCUUUGUCCUCCUCUUUAACCCUUGGUGUAAAAAGGACUGGGUGCACCUGGCCAAUGAAGAGGAGAAGCAGGAGUAUGUCAUGAAUGAACAGGGCUUGCUUUACAGAGGGACAUGUGGCUAUAUUACUACUUUGGCUUGGGAUUUUGGACAGUUUGAAGAGGACAUCCUUGACAUUUGCUUGGAACUGAUGGACCUCAACCCCAAAUGUAAAAAGAACACAGCCGAGGACUUCUCUGCACGAUGCAACCCCAUCUAUGUCAGCAGGGUGGUCAGCGCUAUGAUUAACUGUAACGAUGACAGGGGCGUGCUACAGGGCAAUUGGGGCAGGACCUACGUUGGUGGAGUGGCUCCAUCGCACUGGAACGGCAGUGUGGACAUCCUGAGGAAGUGGAAGAAGUACGACUCCCACCCCGUCAAAUUUGGCCAGUGCUGGGUGUUUGCUGGGGUCAUGUGCACAGUCCUGAGGUGCUUGGGAAUUCCCUGUCGUGUGGUCACAAAUUUUGAGUCUGCUCACGACACCCAUGGAAAUCUAAUAAUUGAUGAAUACUACUCUGACUAUGGUGUCAGACCCAAGACGAGCAAUGACUCUAUAUGGAACUACCAUGUGUGGAUAGAAGCCUGGAUGAGACGCCCUGAUCUCCCUGAACAACCACUUUAUGACGGCUGGCAGGUUCUGGACCCCACCCCCCAGGAGCUGAGUGAUGGGGUACACUGCUGUGGGCCAGCUCCAGUGAAGGCUGUACAUGAUGGACACACAGACCUGAAGUACGACCUGCCUUUCGUCUUUACUGAGGUCAAUGCGGACCAGGUCACCUGGCUACUCAUGGCCAAUGGGUCAAAGAAGAGGAUCAUAUGGGACACAGCAUCAGUGGGUCAGAACAUCAGCACUAAAUCAGUGGGCAGUGACAAACGCUUAAACAUCACCGCAAACUACAAGUAUGCAGAAGGUACAAAGGAGGAAAGGGAGGUCUUUGAAGAAGCGGUGAGGAGAACAGAUAAACUGAGCAAGCCGGAGCCUGCCCCUCCCCCUCCCCCUCCCCCUGCCUCUGCCCCUACCCCUACCCCUGCCCCUGCCCCUCCCAAAAUCUCAGUCAAGAUCGAAGAGAAGAGCAAGCCAAUGAACGGCAAGGACAUGGAGCUGGUGAUCCGACUGCAGAACCCCACGGCGCGAAAUCUGUUACUCCAUGCCAACGCCCAGGUCAUGCUCUACAACGGCAAGCUGGAAUCCAACAUCUGGAGUGAAGAAAUACCAGUAAAGUUACUGGCCAACAAAGAGCUGGCAGUCCCUGUCAAGAUUCCCUUCUCCAAAUAUGGGAGUCACUUACAGGGAAACAACAGCAUCAAAGUGACAGCAUUAGUCAAUGACAAGGAGAACACUGAGGAGGUCUACAUGGCAGAGAGGAACAUUGUGCCUGAAAAUCCUCCCAUCAGCAUUGCUGUCACUGGAGAUCAUGUGCAGUACCACCGCUUGGUGGUAGAGAUCAAGUUUGAUAACCCCUUGGACGUGGCUCUGACUAACUGCUCCAUAACACUCACUGCCAGUGGAUUAUUCAGGCACACUGAAGAAGCCAAGUUGGAUUCUCUGCCCCCAGGGAAGCUAAUUCGGGUCCAGCUGCCCAUUACACCAUACAGGCAUGGAAGCAAGAAACUGGUGGCUGAUUUCGACUGUGACCAGUUCCGGGACAUAAAAACCAGCUGCAACAUUGAUAUUAAACCAUAUGCCUGUAGAACACUGUAGCUGUGCUAAGGUAAUAAAACAUACCUUAUGAAAACGCAAGAAACCACAGUGAAAACUGUUGAAAUGAGAGCAAAGAAUGCAAAGAAUGAAACUCCCUUAGAAGAGAAUAAUUAAUUAAAUGUUUAGUAUGUCUGUAUAUUAGAAAAGUAUAUUAGAAGUGAAUAUGAAUUAAAUGUUUAGUUUGUCUGUAUAUUUUCAAUGAUUACUGCUGCUUAGUUCGUCUUAUGAAAGCAAAAGAUACAGAGUGACGUGUAUGGAUGACGUGUGUGUCAGAGGGGGGCCAUCCAGAACUUUAUGAGGUCUGGUAGUUUGCCAAGAGCAGGUGCAGGGUGAAGUGAGGACAGGGGGAGUCCUGAACUUUGUUCUAGUUGGCAGGAUGCCCUGAACUUUGUACAGAGUUGGCAGAGCAUAAGGACCAUUGGCAAUUUGCCACAAUGACGUUGUGGGAGGAGCGUUGGGAGGAGUUACGAUAAGAACAGUGUGGGUGAUUUGCCAGAAUGAGGUUUGAGGAGGGGUUGUAGGUGGAGUAACUGUGUAUAAAAUGGGUGUAAAAAUGACAGUCGGGGUUCAGUUCUGGAGAACUGAUCCAGCUUUAUGUGCUGCUGCUAAUAGUCUGAUUUUCCUGAAGAACUUGCUGCCAUGGUGUCGUCUUUUCCCUCGCAAAGAUGUUUUUUGACAAAUUGAUUUUUGACAAAGAUUUGGACUCUGUCGUUUCCUAGACACGACAUACCCCCAGUUUCUGACUUUACUAGAUGACCUGACUUACUGAAUAUACUUCCUAAUGUGUGUACGGAAUUUAUUAAUUAGCCAAUUUCCAUUGUUCUGCCAAUUGAACCCAACCUGAAAAAUCACCUAUAGUUCUCUUUGUUAAUCCCUUUUAUGAAUUUAAAAGCCUCAAUCACAUUGCCUCCAUCACAAGUCUCCUUUUCUUACUGUAUACUGUGAUUUACUGUACUCCCCACUACCGCACACACUCCAAUACUGAGCCCCCACUACCACAUACUCUAAUACUGAGCCCCCACUACCACACACUCCCAUACUGACCCCCACUACCACACACUCUAAUACUGAGCCCCCACUACCACACACUCCCAUACUGACCCCCACUACCACACACUCCCAUACUGACCCCCACUACCACACACUCUAAUACUGAGCCCCCACUACCACACACUCUCAUACUGAACCCCCACUACCACACACUCCCACUGUACUUGAGAGUGGCUGACAUAGACAAAUGUAACAGAAAUUGAUUAAAAACAGGGUGUUCCCUGAAAAUCUUCUUCAAAAUAUAAGCUGUUGGUGAAAUUACCUUUAAGAAUGUCAGCUGGCAGCUCCCAAUCUGCCAGCAUGUAUGUAAAGCUCUUCCACUCAGCAAGGGCUUUGUCCUUAUCCAAACUCGGCUUUUCGGAAAGCACUCCUAUGUAUCUGUCUCCUUAAUCCAAAAAAAUGAGAAGGGCAAGUUGGAUCAAAUACUGAAAAAGCCUUGGGCACACGGUAAGCCUAUUGUUCAGGUUAUUUUCUAGUGCUUAAGUGUAACCCGAUGUUUCCAGGAGCUUGGAUGUUUUAGGAUCACCCUCAUCGUGGAACUCCAGGUCACUGUACUCACCAUCAGCACCUGUGUGCUCAGCCAGGCCACUGAAAAAAGUUCUUAAUUUGAAAUCCUUCAGUUUAGCCUUCGUAGAGUCAAAGGCAGGCUUGGGACAUGUUUAGCAGGUGACAUUUCUUUAAAACAGUUUACACAGAUUAUUCAGAUAAGACAGGACUUAAAAUUUGCAGUCCACAUACCAACUUUGCAUUGUUCAUCCACUGGAGAAGGUCUCAUGCAACCGCAUCCAUUUCUCUGAACUGCAUUAGAGUCUGUAGCAGAGGCAUCCGAUUUUGACUUACCCUGGCCACAACUUUACCAGUUGGCAGCCAAUGUGUCCUGCAUGCCUUCCCGACCUUGUAGGACAUAGUUUUGGUCAUGAUCUUGCCAAUUUCUUCCCAAGACUUGCCAAAUGUUGCUGAGUGCUUUGAUACUUUCAGACUUGCCUUAAUGUAACCUCAGUCAUUUCUAUGUACUUCACAAGGGGGUCUUUCCAGUCGCCUAAGUGAAGACAGGGUAAUCGAGAAAACAUUAACUAGGCAAAUGGAAUGACCUUGCUCCUUCAAACGUCAGUUCGAAGCCCCAUCAAAUGAAAAAUCUAAGUGAAAGUUUGGGAGUUCCUAACUUCUACUUCUAGAAGGAAUAUUUAGCAGGUUGGAAUGUCUUUAAAGAUGUUGGACCUUGAUCAAUUUCCGAUUCACAAGCAUAGAAAAGAAAAAAGAGAGUUACUGAAACAAGCCAUCUCAGUGCUAGCCUAUGAUUAGUACAGUGACUUCUUAUCAUAACUUAUGUCACCUUCAGUCUGGCACCUACUCCUCCAUUUCAACCCAUCAUCACACAUACAUCAGUAAGGAUGGCCAGGACUUUCCAACUCCUUAUGGAAGGAUUCUGUGUGCAUACAAGAUACAGAAUGUUCCUUGUUAGAUUUUGUUUGAAACUGAAGAAGGCUGACCGAUUGAAAGUGUUCUGCUAAUUGAUUAUACCAGUUAGAUAAAUUAUGAAUUCUUCAUAGCAGCCACCAAAGCCCAGUGUAUUAUGAAAAUGAAAUGUCUUUAUCUGUGAGCCAGUUUUGUUUUUUCCCUUCUUUUAAUUGUUACUAGUACUUGUAUCUAUGCUGUUGAUGUCUUUGUGCCACAGACCUCAAGCCAUCAUUGCAUGCAAAGGAUAUGCAACCAAGUACUAAACAUGACAAAUUUCAUUUACAUACCAUUAAUAUGUCCCAAACAUUAUGGUAUCUGAAAAUGGGAGUGGGGGUAUGUAUAAGAAGUUAUGUAAUUUCUCCAUGGUGAAACCAAAAUGUAUAAAAAUACCCUUUAAUAAAAUCUGAAAAUCAAAA
This is a messenger RNA of Conger conger (European conger), 5173 nucleotides long. RefSeq names its product protein-glutamine gamma-glutamyltransferase 2-like. Gene Ontology annotation, molecular function: protein-glutamine gamma-glutamyltransferase activity. The coding region runs from base 297 to 2249 and encodes 650 amino acids. The transcript is spliced from 12 exons. Gene Ontology annotation, biological process: peptide cross-linking. The record is from RefSeq and is a predicted model, not a curated record. Lineage: Eukaryota; Metazoa; Chordata; Actinopteri; Anguilliformes; Congridae.